AUGGUGCGGCUCCUUGGUGCUCUGGCCGGGGGCAUGCUCUGGUUUCGGCUACUGUUGUUGUGCGUCGUGGAGUUGGAGCUGGGAGCCGGGGUUUCUACUUUCCAGGGUUUCUAUCUUCCACCUGCGAACGGGUCGCUUCUCGCACCUGCCCGGAGGACAGACGGGGUCGUUCGGACCAUUGACCGGAUAUACAACGGAGGAGGGAAGGUGGGGUACCUGGUGUACCUGGAUGAGAGCCGGUUUCAGCUGGACAUGGAGCGGGACGACUCGGUGCUGUCGCAUCACUUCAGUCCCCAGUAUGUACUCGCUAUGAUGGGGGACAGCCCUGCGCCUCUGCAGCGGGAGUGCGUGUACCGCGGGACAGUGGACUCCAACCCGGAGUCUCUGGCCAUCUUCAACCUCUGCGGCGGGGGUCUCGAGGGCUUCUUCGCCGUAAACCACGCGCGCUACACCAUCACGCCUAUCAUCAGGGCGAAGGGACACGAGCACGACGUGCGCGCCCUGCAGGACAAGGACGCGGAAAGCGCGCUCCACGUGUUCACGCGCGAGAGAUUCAGCUUCGAGGCUAUGCGCGAGGGGCGCGAGAGCUGCGGGACGCGCGACGGGCACAGAGGACGCAGGGAUGCAUCUGGGAAACGCCGGCACAGAGGUCGUGGCAAGGGGAGACGGGGCAGAGAGAGGGUCUCAGCGGAAAACACACAUGACCGCAUUGUGCACGGGCGGAGAUGGUGGAGCCAGCUCGCCUUAGUGCCUGUCCUGAAGACCGGCAACCGGCGCAGGAGGUCAGUGUCUCGCGCCAGGCACGUGGAGCUGCUCCUGGUGGCAGAUGACACCAUGGCCAAGAAAUAUGGCAAGGACUUAAACCACUACCUGCUCACACUGGCCUCCAUUGCCUCCAAGCUGUACGGGCACGCCAGCAUCGAGAACCCCAUCCGACUGUCAGUGGUGAAAGUGAUCACGGUCACUGAGAAGGAGAAGGGGCUGGAGGUGACCAAGAAUGCGGCUGCGACACUCAAGAGUUUCUGCAAGUGGCAGAACCAACAGAACCCGCUGGAUGACGACCACCAGCACCACCACGAUGCAGCCAUCCUCUUCACCAGGCAGGACCUCUGUGGCCACCACUCCUGCGACACUCUGGGCAUGGCAGAUGUUGGCACCAUAUGCUCUCCAGAGAGAAGUUGUGCUGUCAUCGAGGACGACGGGCUCCACGCUGCGUUUACUGUCGCACAUGAGAUAGGUCACUUGCUCGGUUUAUCCCAUGACGACUCCAAAUUCUGUGAGGAGCGUUUUGGAGUGAACAGCGACAAGCGGCUCAUGUCCUCCAUCCUCACCUCCAUCGACGCCUCAAAACCCUGGAGCCGCUGCACCUCAGCAACCAUCACUGACUUUUUUGAUGACGGCAAUGCUGAAUGUCUCCUCGACUCUCCUCGUCAGCCCCUGCUGGGCCCUGAAGAGCUGCCAGGGCAGAGCUAUGAUGCCGUCCGCCAGUGUCGCCUUGCCUUUGGCCCUGAGUACACAGUCUGCCCAGGCAUGGACGUAUGCUCUAGGUUGUGGUGUGCAGUGAUUCGCCAGGGACAAAUGGUGUGUCUGACCAAGAAGCUGCCAGCUGUGGAGGGGACACCCUGUGGGAAGGGGCGCAUCUGCCUGCAGGGAAAGUGUGUGGACAAAACCCGCAAGAAACAUUACUCGGCGUCAAACCACGGCAGCUGGAGUUCUUGGGGUCCUUGGGGUGCCUGCUCCAGGACUUGUGGAGGCGGGGUGCAGUUCGCGCAGCGCCUGUGCAACAAUCCGCCACCACGGAACAACGGGCGCUACUGCACGGGGAAGAGAGCCAUCUAUCGGUCCUGCAGCGUCACACCAUGUCCACCGUCAAUUAAGAGUUUCCGGCAAGAACAAUGUGAGGUGCGCAACGGUCCCCAGACAGAUCCUAAAGGGGUGAAGACCUUUGUUGAGUGGGUGCCAAAGUAUGCAGGAGUUCUCCCUAAAGAUGUGUGCAAGUUAACCUGCAGAGCAAAAGGAACAGGCUACUAUGUGGUCUUCUCUCAGAGGGUGACAGAUGGGACAGAGUGUCGUCCUUACAGCAGUUCGGUGUGCGUGAAGGGGAAAUGUGUACGAACAGGCUGCGACGGCAUCAUUGGCUCCAAGCUCCAGUUCGACAAGUGUGGUAUAUGUGGAGGUGACAGCACAGGGUGUAUACGCGUUUUGGGCAACUUCACCAAGAAGAGUAAAGGUUACACUGAUGUGGUGAAAAUCCCUGCAGGCUCCACACACAUCAAAGUUCGUCAGCACAAGGCCAAGGACCAGACCCGUUACACGGCCUACCUCGCCCUCCGAAAACCCAGUGGCGAGUACCUCCUCAACGGCAAGUUCAUGAUAUCCACCUCCGAGACAAUCAUCCCACUCAACGGUUCGGUGCUCAACUACAGCGGCUGGAGCCAAAGGGACGAAUGGCUUCAUAGCAUGGGUCCAGGGGCCAUCCAAGAAGCCUUGGUGGUUCAGAUUCUAGCGACAGAUGCUAAAAAGCCACUGGAUGUUCGUUAUAGCUUUUUCAUGCCGCGCCGGACAACCCCACAGCAGCCAUCAGCUCCGCUCGUCCCCAACCCAAAAUCACACAGCAGCACUACAACUGUCUCAACCACAACGAGAACCACCACCACCGCCGCCACCACCACCACCACCAGUAGCACCACUACAUCCUCCACCACUCCCCCUGUCCUGGCUCCUACAGGUCCAGGUCCCUCAACGCCACCGCCAGGGCCCAAGUGGAUGACAGGAUCCUGGAUGACCUGCUCCAGGACUUGUGACACUGGUUGGCAGAGCAGAACAGUGCAGUGUAAGGACCAGUAUGGCAAACUGUCCAAAGGCUGCAUGCUGGGCAGCCGCCCCUCUGCCUUUAAACACUGUCUGGUGAAGAAAUGUUGA
This is a messenger RNA of Scomber scombrus (Atlantic mackerel), 2922 nucleotides long. RefSeq names its product A disintegrin and metalloproteinase with thrombospondin motifs 5 (gene adamts5). Gene Ontology annotation, biological process: extracellular matrix organization; proteolysis. The coding region runs from base 1 to 2922 and encodes 973 amino acids. The transcript has 8 exons. Gene Ontology annotation, molecular function: zinc ion binding; metalloendopeptidase activity. NCBI's taxonomy places the organism in Eukaryota, Metazoa, Chordata, Actinopteri, Scombriformes, Scombridae. The record is from RefSeq and is a predicted model, not a curated record.